Molecule: messenger RNA, 197 nt
Organism: Ichthyophthirius multifiliis
Lineage: Eukaryota; Ciliophora; Oligohymenophorea; Hymenostomatida
Product: ras oncogene family protein, putative
Exons: 3
Molecular function (GO): GTP binding; GTPase activity
Source: RefSeq, a predicted model, not a curated record
AUGUAUGCUGGAUAAUAAUCAUUUAGAUAAAUUGUAAAGUCAUUUUAUAAAAAUGCAAUAGCUGUUUUAGUAGUAUAUGAUAUUACUGAUGUAAAUUCAUUUUAGCUUUUACAAAAUUGGAUUGAUGAAAUUAAAUGUAAUUCUCAUUAGGAUAUUAUAAUAGGAAUUAUUGGAAAUAAAUUAGAUAUGAAUGAAAA